Plectropomus leopardus (leopard coralgrouper) is the source of this 1683-nucleotide messenger RNA. Lineage: Eukaryota; Metazoa; Chordata; Actinopteri; Perciformes; Serranidae. The record is from RefSeq and is a predicted model, not a curated record.
UUCCUGUGCAACUUCCUGCAAAGACAACGGCAAUUGGUUUAAAAUACUAACAGGCGUUUCAUCCAUCUCGGUGUAAUAUCAGAGUUUGAAUCUGGCUUGUGUCUUUUGAUCCCUCAUCAUGAUGCGUUACUGGGGUGAGAUCCCGGGGCCUGCGGGGGCUCCUCCGAGUCGCAGCUCCUUUGACCUACUCCAGCGUGAGUUCCGCUCAGUGGAGAUGCAGGACCCUCCGUUGCACCAGCCCUCAGCCCAGCGUCCGCGGCCAACCACAAUGUUGGACAUCCCCUCGGAGCCCUGCAGCCUCACCAUCCACACAGUGCAGCUGUGUCAGCAUGCCCGCCGCCUACGUGGUCUGUUAUCAGCAGCCCAAGCCCAGGCUCAGGGUCAGAGCUCAGCGUCCUCUGAGGGCGGCAGCAGGCUGGAGGAUGCUGACACCAACCUGCCUCUGCGUCCUCCCACCCCACCUGUCAUGCCAGAUGACUUGCUACCUGUGGACAGCAAAGCCCCACGGCAGCCUUUCCUGCUCCGCCACAGUGACCCUGAAAGUGACUUUUAUAAGGGUAAAGGCGAGCCUGUCACAGAGCUGACUUGGCACUCCUGCAGGCAGCUCCUCUAUCAGUCAGUGGCCACCGUCUUGGCUCAUGCCGGCUUUGAGUCAGCCCAGGAGAGCGUACUGGAGGCCCUGACUGACCUGGUCCAUGAGCAUUACCUGCGCCUCACCCGUAUGCUGCGAGUGGCGGUGGACCGGGAGGCUCGGCUCGGAGCGAGUCCUUUCCCAGACGUGGUGGAGCAAGUGUUCCACGAGGUGGGCAUCGGCAGCGUGCUGGCACUGCAGCGCUUCUGGCAAGUGCGCAUCAAGGACUAUCACAGCUACAUGCUGCAGGUGAGUAAGGAUCUGUCAGAGGAAUACGAGCGACUGGUGAACCCAGAGAAGGCCCUGGAGGACUCCAAGCCCCCGAGGAUCAAGGAGGAACCCAUGAGUGACAUCUCUUUCCCUGUUAGCGAAGAGCCAGAGGCCGACCUAGCCUCUGGGGACCAAGCUCUGCCGAUGGGGGUCCUCGGGGCCCACGGUGAGAGGCUAGCUUCGGGCCUGGAUGGUGACCAUUCUCCACACACUUCAGGUGGGGGCGCAGCCAACAACUCCCCACUGUGGCCCCAGGUAAAAAUGGAGCCACAGGAUGCAGAGGAGGGCCAGGCUGCUGGCCACCAUCACCACCACCACCAUCAUCACCACGGCGUCUUGGGUGGAGAUGUUUUCGAGGAAGGCGGGCCCAUGUCCACCAUGAGCGAGUCAGGAGGAGCGAUGGCACCCUCUCCCGCAGGCGCUGCGUCAGACGGCAGCUAUGCUUCGCAUUCGCCCGACUCUUUGAUGGGCACUUCGCCCGUCUUUAACCAAAGACCUAAGAAGCGGGCAAAGAAGAUGUGAGGCCAGGUUUGUGGAUGCAAGAUGAAUUAAGAGGAGGACUCACCAGCAAGUCUUUGACAUAUGUUAUCAAUAAAGUAUGUACUGAAAAAUCUCAUGGUUUAAAAACUCCAGCUGCACAGUGUGGGACUCAUCUGCAGCUGUUGAGAUCAUUAACCACUGCAUAGACUGAUGGAAAUAUGAACAUCAUGGAAAAAAAAUGUUUUUUUGUGUUUCUUUGUAUGAGUUUGUAUAGUUUCUCACAAAUAGCUGAAGAUGUUGCA